This is a messenger RNA of Physcomitrium patens, 1667 nucleotides long. RefSeq names its product UMP-CMP kinase 3. Gene Ontology annotation, biological process: pyrimidine nucleotide biosynthetic process; 'de novo' pyrimidine nucleobase biosynthetic process. Gene Ontology annotation, molecular function: ATP binding. Lineage: Eukaryota; Viridiplantae; Streptophyta; Bryopsida; Funariales; Funariaceae. The record is from RefSeq and is a predicted model, not a curated record.
UACAGAGAUAGAUGGAUAGAUAGAGCCCAAUUUUUGCCAUCCCCCGACGUUGUGCAAUUCCAAAGUUAGGAGUCGUCGCAGUGGGGAAGUAGGGGUAGAAGUCGUGACGAGGGCGUGAACUGUGCGGGAGCCCACAUCGGUUCAGGUGGUGGACCUUGAACGAGAUUCCUUGCACAUGCUGCUUUCGUAGCUUCGAAGCUCGUGAAGGAGGGAGAGUGUGUGUGUGUGUGUUAGAAGUGGGAUCUACCAUCUUUGGACUUAGGUGGAGUUAGCUAUGGCGUGGGCAGUGCGAUCGUUGCGUCGCUUGCAAUCUGGUGCGGUUUCGUCUCAUGCUCUGCGCUUGCUGGAAUCGAGGUCAUGGAUUGGGAAUUCUGGGAAUGCUGGCAUUUGUGCCGAUCAGAACUUUGUUGCGAAGCAAAAUUCAUUGCAAACGUUUUGGGUGAUAUCUGGAGCUAGCCUAAGGACACUCUCCACAGUGACCGUUGACGAAUCAGCUGCUUCGACAUCUCAUGCGAAGGUGCCCCAAAAGCCACAGCUCUCUAAAGAGGAAAGCGGUGAUGGCACCUUCUCGUUGGCUUCGAAGGGAACUCCGAGGGUGGUUUUUAUCCUUGGUGGACCUGGAAGUGGGAAGGGCACACAGUGUCAAAAAAUUGUAGAUAAAUUUGGUUUUGUGCAUCUUAGUGCUGGGGACUUGCUUCGUGCAGAAAUUCAAUCUGGGUCUGAGUAUGGAGAUAUGAUUAAUGACAUGAUAAAAGAGGGUAAAAUCGUUCCUUCCGAAGUAACUGUAAGACUCCUUUUGAAAGCGAUGGAGGACAGCAAAGGCGACAAAUUUCUCAUCGAUGGUUUUCCUCGAACUGAUGAGAAUAGAGCUGUCUUUGAGCGUAUGGCUGGCAUUGUGCCGGAGUUCAUUCUUUUCUUCGAUUGUCCAGAAGAUGAGAUGGAGAGGCGUGUAUUAGGUCGGAAUCAGGGGCGAUCGGAUGACAACAAAGAGACGAUGCAGAAGCGACUGAAAGUAUUUGUAGAUUAUAGUGUGCCAGUGGUGAAAUAUUACGAGAAUAUGGGGAAAGUACAUAAGGUUACUGCAACGGGGAGUAUAGACGACAUUCACACCACUAUUGAACCUCUUUUUGAACGAUUUGCUGAUGCUCAUAACACAGCUCAGACUCAAUGCGUGAAAAAGCAUUUGGGCGAAUCACCUGCAAACAACUGACUGUCUGUGCGGUUCCAUUCUGAGAUCAUGGUUACCAUGUACUGCUUAUCUUUUUAAGAGCGGCUUCCCCAUUUGGCUUGACAACAGCAACGACGUUGUAGACAUCUUUUGUUGUGGGGGAAUAGACAUUGCAGUUGUCUACCUCCUUUUGCACAGCGGAAAUCCGUGACAAAGCGAAUUCCAGAAGAACCACCAGAAAAGGGCGCUCGAAGCUUCUUAUGAAGCUUUCCGCCAGAUUCACUUAGUAACAACAUAACAGGAUGGACCGGACUAGCUACUCUCUAUCGCUGUUUAUGCAGAGUAGUUUCUUAAGAUAUGUAAGAUCCCUUUUGUGUUGUAGGCAUUUGUGACUUAUUUAAGAAGCGUUUUACUACUGUCUGGAACUUCAUUUAAUACAUUUGUUAAGUGUAGACAAUUGCUAAUUCUAAGAUAGCGCUUGACUUGUAUUUCGUUAACA